UAUUGUAAUCCAUAUGAAGGGUAUGAAUGGUAAGCAAUAAUAUUUUGAAUCAAACUGAAGAUAUAGUCAUGUCGCCAUUCAGAUAAGUAGGGUAUCUGAUCCCAGUGGAGAUCCAGUGAACAUCAACUUUAAGCUUUUCAAUGUUGACCAAUCCCAUUUAGUUACUCAGUGGAAUAUUCAAAAAUUUUGAUCUUCAGUACUUUGUUUAUUUUAACCAAAAGAUUCUGAAAACAAACUCACCAUAGAUACCAAUGGAAAAGUACAAUGCCUUUGGAGGAGAAAAUGUAAACCCAGUUUACGCCAAGUCUGUAGAUGAGCCGCCACUUUAUGAAGAGACAUCCUUCUCGGGCACUACUGGGAAUGGCUACCCAAAUGGAGACAGACCUGACCGCAGGGAGGAAAGGUUUUCGGUUAUUAGUGCCUUUGGUCACAACACGCUGGACAGAGUGCCCCGCAUCGACUUCUACCGCAACGCGGGCAGCCUCAGCGGGAACCGAGUCGCCAGGCCCUCCCUGCAGGAACUCCACGAUGUCUUCCAACGGAAUGAUUCCCUGCCUCCAGACACUGUGGCUGAGAUGGAUGAGAGUGAGGGGAUCCCCAAUGAUGAUGUGGAGUCAGUCGUUCUGGAGGAGAACAACGGUGGAUUUGUUAAAUUUGGCUGGAUCACGGGUGUGCUGGUAAGAUGCAUGCUGAACAUCUGGGGGGUGAUGCUUUUCAUCCGCCUUUCAUGGGUGUUUGGUCAGGCUGGUGCUGGACUGGGAAUUGUGAUCAUUGUCCUCAGUGUUGUGGUGACCACCGUUACUGGACUCUCAAUGUCUGCCAUCUGUACCAACGGAGUGGUCAGGGGAGGGGGAGCAUACUACCUGAUCUCCCGCAGUUUAGGACCAGAGUUUGGUGGGUCUAUUGGCCUGAUUUUUGCAUUUGCCAAUGCUGUGGCUGUGGCUAUGUACGUGGUUGGGUUUUCAGAGACAGUGGUGGACCUUCUGAAGGAGAAUAAUGCCACAAUGGUGGAUGACGUUAAUGACAUCCGAAUCAUUGGAUGCAUUACGGUGAUUUUGCUUUUGGGGAUCUCACUAGCUGGAAUGGAGUGGGAGGCUAAGGCCCAAGUUUUCCUGCUGAUUAUCCUGCUGGUGGCCAUUCUAAAUGUGUUUGUAGGGACAGUCAUUCCGUCCACGGAAGCUAAGCGAUCCAGAGGAUUCUUCAAUUAUCGCGUGUCCAUAAUGAGGGAAAACUUUACACCGGACUUCCGAGAUGGAGAGACAUUUUUUUCUGUCUUUGCCAUCUUCUUCCCUGCGGCCACAGGCAUUCUGGCAGGUGCAAACAUCUCUGGGGAUCUGAAGGAUCCUCAGGCUGCGAUUCCCAAAGGAACUCUGCUGGCUAUCUUUAUCACAGCAGUCACCUAUUUGGCUGUGGCCCUCUGUGUCUCCGCAACUGUAGUGCGUGAUGCAACUGGCAAUCUCAACGACACUAUCGCCAAUGGAGCUAGCUGUAACUUUUCAGCCGCCUGUGAAUUUGGAUUUGACUUUUCAUCCUGCAAGGACAAACCCUGUAAAUUUGGCCUCAUGAAUAACUUCCAGGUCAUGACCAUGGUGUCUGGUAUCGGUCCACUGAUCACAGCAGGAACGUUCUCCGCUACUCUGUCCUCCGCUCUAGCUUCACUUGUUAGUGCACCCAAAGUCUUUCAGGCGUUGUGCAAAGACAACAUUUACAAGGCACUGCACUUCUUUGCCAAAGGACACGGCAAAAACAACGAGCCUCUCCGCGGCUAUGUCCUCACCUUCAUCAUUGCAGUGGCUUUCAUUUUGAUAGCCGAGCUCAACGUCAUUGCUCCCAUUAUUUCAAACUUCUUCUUGGCUUCCUACGCUCUCAUCAACUUCUCCUGCUUCCAUGCCUCCUAUGCUAAAUCACCAGGUUGGAGGCCUGCCUACAAAUACUACAACAUGUGGCUGUCUCUGUUUGGAGCGGUGUUGUGCUGCGCUGUGAUGUUCGUCAUCAACUGGUGGGCAGCGCUACUCACUUACGCCAUUGAGAUCUUCCUCUACAUCUAUGUCACAGUGAAGAAACCCGAUGUUAACUGGGGCUCCUCUACCCAGGCAGUGACAUUUGUUAAUGCUGUGAACAAUGCACUGAGCUUAACCAAAGUAGAUGACCACAUCAAAAAUUUCAGGCCACAAUGUAUCGUGCUGACUGGUGCACCGAAGACCAGACCAGCUCUCCUUGACAUUGCACACUCCUUCUCUAAGAACUAUGGGCUAUGCCUCACCUGCCAAGUGUUUGUGGGGCUAAAGACAGAGAUGAUCCAGGAGAUGAACAUGGGCAUGGAACAUCACCAGACAUGGCUCAACAAGAAAAAACGCAAAGCAUUUUACAAGGCAGUGACCAGCGACAACUUCAGGGAAGGGGUUCAGAGCCUCCUGCAAGCUGCAGGCAUUGGCAGACUCAAACCAAAUACAAUGGUGAUUGGGUUCAAGAAAGACUGGAAGAGUGCGGGGACAGCUGAUGUUCAAAGCUAUGUGGGCGUGCUGCAUGAUGCGUUUGACUUGGAAUAUGGAGUAGUGGUGCUCAGGAUCAGCCAAGGACUUGACAUCUCUCACAUCCUUCAGGCUGAAGAGGAAAUGGAGAGACUGGCAUUAGAACAGUCCUUGGAGGGGAUGGAUUCCCAAGGAGGUGGUAAGGGACUAUUCAAAAGGUCCAGGAAAUCAUCAAAGCAAGUUCUUACAAAAGAUUCGGUAAUUAUAACUCAGUCUGCUCAGGCAGCCAGAGUUAGUCCGAGGCUGGUAGAGUCCAGCACUCAGUUCCAGAAGAAACAGUCCAAAGGAACCAUUGAUGUAUGGUGGCUCUUCGACGAUGGAGGCCUCACUCUCCUGAUCCCCUACAUCCUUACAACACGCAAGAAAUGGAAAGACUGCAAGAUGAGGAUCUUCUUUGCAGGGCAGACUGACCGCAUUGAACAAGACAAAGCCGAAAUGGAGUCACUUCUGUCAAAAUUCAGAAUCAAAUGCAAUGACAUUAAUGUCAUUGCUGACCUCAACACUAAACCAAGUGCAGAGAGCUGGAAAGUGUUCGAGGACAUGAUCAAGCCAUUCCGCCUUCAUGAAAGCACCAAAAACAUAGGUAGCGCUGAGACACAGAGGAGGGAUAGCCAAUGGAAUAUCACUGAUGCAGAAAUGGAGAUGCUGGAGGACAAGACACGACUCCAGGUCAGGCUUAAUGAACUGCUACAGGAGAACUCGAGAGCUGCUAACCUCAUCAUUCUGAGUAUGCCCAUUGCUCGGAAGGGGGCUGUUUCUGACCACCUCUACAUGGCCUGGCUGGAUAUCCUCACUAAGAACCUUCCACCCACCCUGCUGAUCAGAGGAAACCACAAGAGUGUACUGACCUUCUACUCUUAAAUACAUCGCCAGCCAUCUAUACAAUGAGAAACCAUGAGGUGACAAACUAUGUAGCUCAAAAAUGGAACAGAGUUACAUAGGCAGCUCCUAUGGUGCCCUCUACUGACAAUAUUAAAUAUAAUAUGUCACGCAUCUACUCUUCAUGCCAAGUACACACGUACAAAAUGCUAAUUAAAAUUAAAAUUUGAGGAUUUAUAAAUUAUCAUGAUAUAGGAAAAGUAUAGAAAUUUAUAUUUAGAAAGGAAAUCAAAUCUGCAGGAUGAUGAACCCAAGGGGAUUUUUUGCAUGUGAUUGUGUUCAUUUUUAUUUGCUGUGAGAAAACAGCCUUCAACGAGACAUUUCACAUAAAUCACUGGUAAUAUAACAAUUUGUACAGAUGUAUUCAAGCUGUUUCCAUGCAAAUGUUGUUUUACAUACUAACAACUGCAUUUUAACUGAUGUAUGCCAUAAUUAACCAAUCUAAAUAGACUAAAAAUUCCACUGUAUUAAUUUAUAAUAGCAUUGUGUAUGUUCCCAUUAAAUAUUUCAGUUAGAAGUUUAGUCAGAUUUAUUAUGAAUACCAUUUUGUAUUAAUUUUAAUUUGCAAUUGCCAAUUUACAUUUAUUGUGGUUUAGUAUUGUGUUUUAUAGGAAAGGUGUUCUUGUAACGCUUAACUCAUAAGGGAAGUUUUUUAUUAGAAAAAAAAAACAAUAAAGAUGCUUAUUUAUCUGG
Anguilla rostrata (American eel) is the source of this 4103-nucleotide messenger RNA. RefSeq names its product solute carrier family 12 member 1-like. NCBI's taxonomy places the organism in Eukaryota, Metazoa, Chordata, Actinopteri, Anguilliformes, Anguillidae. Gene Ontology annotation, biological process: potassium ion homeostasis; cell volume homeostasis; chloride transmembrane transport. The coding region runs from base 252 to 3392 and encodes 1046 amino acids. The transcript is spliced from 26 exons. The record is from RefSeq and is a predicted model, not a curated record. Gene Ontology annotation, molecular function: sodium:potassium:chloride symporter activity. Gene Ontology annotation, cellular component: apical plasma membrane.